Messenger RNA from Parascedosporium putredinis, 867 nucleotides. Lineage: Eukaryota; Fungi; Ascomycota; Sordariomycetes; Microascales; Microascaceae. The record is from the annotation of a GenBank genome assembly.
AUGGGCGAUCAAGGAACGACUCGGUUGGCCUAUGCGGAGGCUAUGAAGCAUCAUGGCUGCGGAUUCGGCUUUCUAGAGACCGAGUCUCUGAAACGAGUUCACCGCGGCAUGUGUGGGUAUCUCGACCCCGACGGAUGCUGGCACCCCAUCGCCGACCUGACGGACACCACGGCUCUUGAGGAAGACGGUUACGAUCGACCAGCCCGACUUAUCCCCGGAGAGCGUUCCAAGGCGGAAUGGGGCGCACGAACGGCCCAGGGAACGCGAAUGGGGAGCGCGGCCCUCGCCGCGGGAGGCGGAGGUAUGGGGAUAGGAGCAAAGGUCGAGGUCUCGAUUACUUGUGCUCGAGAAUCGGGGGCCGUGGUUCUGUGCAACUCGCCCGUUUUCAUGGAGUGUUUCGACUCUAGACCCGCCUUUAGAAAAUGGGCCAAGGAGAACGCGGAGAGAAUCUUGGAGCAGUGCGACGAUGUCAAGGAUCUCGGGUUCCACAUCGUGGAAGCCACAUGGGUCUCGGACGAUGUGUACCUGAACGCGUGGGUCGGGACCGAGAAAGAGUUGUCCAUUGGAGGGACGGUGAAAACAGGAGACGUGGCCAACGGAACGGCUUCCAUCAAGUUCAGACAAGAGUCUUCGGCGGACGGCUGGAUUCACCCCAUCUCCAUGGAUGACGAUAAUCCCGAGAAAAGGGUCUUAUUUUUCAAGAGUCUGAAAUUCAGACUCCGAUCAUUUGCUGGAUUGAAAUGGGUCUCCGAAAGCAGAGGCGACGACGAGGAAGAGACCAUCAUCGUCGAUCCGGAUGACGAAACUAAAGCGUAUGUCUUGGAGGUGACUGACGAGCAUGGAGAGGAUCUGGAUGACUACAGGUAG